GGUAAUGAAUAUGUACACAAGGUCCUGUUCGUUGGACUGCUCCCUCUAGGCCAAGCAAGUUUCCUUUCUGGACUUAACAAUGUUGGGCAUUACCCAAUGCAUAUCUUACCCGGUACACAUGGGCAUGCCUAUUUCUCAGACAUGUUUGGUUUCACGGAGAAAGAAGUUGAGUUCUUGCUAAGUAAAAGUGAUCGGAAAUCUGAACUCGAUAAUUUGUGCACUCAUUACAAUAGAUAUCGAACAAGUACCAAUGAGCGUAUCUACAACCCUCACUCAGUUAUAUCAUCCUUGCAAAAGGUUAUUGUCGGGGAUUACUGGAUAAAUAGUGGUCAAGCAUUUACAAUUAAAGAAUGUCUAAAAAAAUGUAGCCAAGAUAUUGAAGAUCAGCUUCAAAGUCUUUACUAUGCAUUUUAUUCAUUGCAAGAUGAUGAUUCGUUACAAAACCAGCCAGACAUAAACACGAUCUACACAUUACUGUGUUAUAGUGGCUACUUGAUCGUAAAAUUUGAUAAUGAAUUCAAAACCAAACUUGUUAUACCAAACAAGGAAGUUGCUAAACAAUGGAAAGAGUGGAUUAUCGAUUUCUUAGGUGUAGAUCAGCUAAAAGUGAAUGAAAUAUUUAAUUCGUUAUUCAAGAAAGAUAUCAAGACGGUUUGUGAACAAUUUCUCGCUCUUUAUAUUGAAAUGGUUUCCUAUCAUGAUAUUGGUGAUUCUAAAAGAGCUAGAUCAUAUGAGAGUCAGUACCAUAAUUUUAUCCUUGGAGCACUUUCAAUGUAUCAUGGUGAUGAUUACCAGGUUUUGUCCAAUCGUGAAAGUGGGAAUGGUCACUUCGAUAUCUGCAUUAACCUAGUUAACCAAAAAUUCGAUACUUGUAUCAUUUUUGAGUUUAAACUUGCUGAAUCGGAAGACCGUGAUAAAAUGAAAACUAGCACUAAGAAUGGGCUAGAUCAAAUUGCUGAUAGGAACUAUCGGUCAAAUACUAAAAACUAUAUCGAGACGAUAGUUGAGGUUGCUAUUGCCUUCUGUAAAAAAAGCAGCUUCGUCUCUGCUCAACUUUUACGAUGUAAAAAAGAUGAAAAAAAAG
Messenger RNA from Racocetra persica, 1084 nucleotides. NCBI's taxonomy places the organism in Eukaryota, Fungi, Glomeromycota, Glomeromycetes, Diversisporales, Gigasporaceae. The record is from the annotation of a GenBank genome assembly.